AUGUCAGACAAGGAGCUCGUUGUUCCGGUGACUUUCGAGUCAUUGAAAUACUUUAUUGACUCGCAGUUGAAACUAGUUGAAAAGGCGAUACCGUUAAACGACAAUACCAAGCAGAAGCUAUGCGAUAGAUAUGGAGUGAGCAAAGCUGAAUUGAGUAAGGUGAUUCGGUCAUUGACUGCACAUUUAAAUAAGAAAUGCAAAGGUACGUUUUUUACACGUCAAUCCAAGGUAGAAAUUGUUAAACAAAUCAUUAAAUUAGAGAGUCGAUUGAACUUAAAAAAACGAGAGAGAUUACUAGAGGUUAAUGAGAUGUUAUUAGUGUUCAACCAUGAUAUGUUGCCAGACUUGGGGGGUAAUUUGAACAAUAAGAAAGUGGAGGUGAUCGUGUUGGAUGAUGAUGAUGGUACGAGCGAAAAUGGUGAUGAUGAUGAUGAUGAUGAUGAUGGCUUCGAUAUGAACAACAUCAACGUUAAUGGAGGAUUGACGAGUAUAAAGAAGGAAGAAAUACUCAACUUGGUAGGAGAAUUACCGGAUUCAGCAAGCAUUAAUACGGAGAACUUAGAGUUGCUAAAUGAGUAUGAUGAAGCACGAAGGAAGCUUAAGGCUGAUAUGAUGAAUUUGAAAGAAGCAAGAGAGAAACUUAAAGAGUAUAGGAAGGUGAAGCAAAGCAUCGAUUGUUUGACCGAUAUUCAAGGUAUUCAGGAGAAUUUGGCACUUAGUUCCAGUAAGAAUAUGACUGAAGAGGUUGCAGAGAUGCAAAUACUGGCGGAUAAAUUGGCACAGAAGCUCCAAAGUCCGGAGAGCUCUAUGAUAAAAGAAACAAUCAUGAGGAACUUGAAAUACAUUUAA
Brettanomyces nanus is the source of this 849-nucleotide messenger RNA. RefSeq lists its product as uncharacterized. The transcript has a single exon. NCBI's taxonomy places the organism in Eukaryota, Fungi, Ascomycota, Pichiomycetes, Pichiales, Pichiaceae. The coding region runs from base 1 to 849 and encodes 282 amino acids. Gene Ontology annotation, cellular component: Mis6-Sim4 complex. The record is from RefSeq and is a predicted model, not a curated record.